Messenger RNA from Anthostomella pinea, 1557 nucleotides. NCBI's taxonomy places the organism in Eukaryota, Fungi, Ascomycota, Sordariomycetes, Xylariales, Xylariaceae. The record is from the annotation of a GenBank genome assembly.
AUGGCCGAACAAGAUACUGCCCUCCUGGCAGAUUGCGACGCUGAGGUGAAGUGUCUGCGAGAUCAGAUCGAGCAAAUGAUCAUCGAGAGAAACGAAACAACUAUUGCCCGAGAUGAGGCAAACCUCGCAAGUGAGGAAACUGCUCGUGUGAACGAACAGAUGAGGGCGAACUUCUCCAAGGAUCUCAAGGAGAUCAAGGAGACGAUGGAGGCGAUAAAGAAGCGCUCUUCGAGUUCGAGAGCUGCUAAUCCUGACGCUGCUGAGAGUCCUCAGAGCGAUCACAGGCCUGUUUCUCCGCUGAGAUUCACGAGGGCAUGGUUAUCUACCCCAUCUCCCUUCCCUUCAACCAACCCGUUUGCGCGUGACGUUAGGUUCGCAAACGACACUGCAAACAACCACAGUGAACACGUCAUCUUCUCAUCAGACGAAGAGGGCGAUCAGGAUGUAGAGGAAGUGAUCGAAAGCCCCGCCGUCAGACUGGCGCACGAGGCAUACGAGAAGGCUGUCGCCACCACCAAGAGCGCCGCCAAGGAGAAGAAGAAGGACUCAGUCAAGUCCAAGGUCAAGGCUGAGAGGAAGCCAUUCGCGUUUGAAGACUCCUCCGAGAGCGAGAUUCCGUUGCCCAGAUCAAAAGGCAAACGGAAGGUUGUUCGCUUUGAGGAUCUGACCACUGACGAAUCCAUCACCGACUUAAACGACGAUCCUUCAGAUGAUUCGUCGUCGUCAUCAUCCUCAAGCUCCUCGUCGUCAGAAAACAAGAUCUUGAUAGGAUCACACAGGAAGCGCAAAGAAGCGCGCCACAAGACGAAGCUUGAGAAGGUCGAGAGCGAGUGCAAGCUCAAGUGGAAGCGCUUCAGCUUCAAGCCUGACAAGGAGGCCUAUCUCAAGGGCCCCGGCAACUGGGAGAGAUAUAGACAAGCUCUCUUCCUUGCACUGUACGAUAUCGGUUGGGAAGACGACAUGAAGCUCACCGAUCGUGACAACGUUCAUCUGGCGAAGUACAUUAUCGAGAACUGCAAGCCGGAACCAAUGGAGUUGGUCUCAGGGCUCCGAAGCGGCACGAAGAUGCUCAAAACGUUUGCCAGAACGUGGAAGGACACCGGGAAGGUGUACCAGCGAGGUCUUUGGAGAGACCUAAUGGGGCUCCAAUACGAUGGCAAGGACCCCACCAAGCACACGGCUACCUUUGUUUGUCUCGUUCAUCAGAUUCGAGACUCUGGAUCGGACCUGGAUCACGAGCAACAGGUCACAAUGUUCUUGAUCAGUACGGAAAAGAACGCUGGAGACUGGAAUAAGACCACCAGCAAGGUCAUUCGCUCCAUGAAGAGGGUGAAGCUCCAGUUCCUGAUUGACGACUUCACCAACAAGUUCAGGUCGAAGAUCGGCAAGAAUAACACUCCCCGAGGUGACAACAACAGCCACAACGCCGAAUCUGACAAUAACGGCGGUGGCCGAGGGAGAGGCAACGGCAGAGGCCGUGGAGGUCGAGGCCGUGGUGGCCGCAGUGGCCGUGGGGGCAAUAACAACCGCGGAGACAAUCAGGGAUCCCGCGAAUAG